Molecule: messenger RNA, 1967 nt
Organism: Balaenoptera ricei (Rice's whale)
Lineage: Eukaryota; Metazoa; Chordata; Mammalia; Artiodactyla; Balaenopteridae
Gene: PODXL2
Product: podocalyxin like 2
Exons: 8
Coding region: 48-1814 (588 amino acids)
Source: RefSeq, a predicted model, not a curated record
CGCGGCCCUGAGGAGCCCAGGCGGCUGCGGAGCGGCGACGCGGCACCAUGGGCCGGCUGCUGAGGGCCGCGGGGAAGACGCCGCUGCUGCCGCUGCCGCUGCCGCUGUUGCUGCUGUUGGCCGGAGGAGCAUCCCUGGUCACGUGUGCAGCCGGGUCCGAGGAGCCUGGCCCGGAGGGCCUCACCUCCACCUCCCUGCUGGACCUCCUGCUGCCCACUGGCCUGGAGCCGCUGGACUCGGAGGAGCCCAGCGAGGCCAUGGGACUGGGGGCUGGCCUGGGAGCCCCUGGCUCUGGCUUCGCCAGCGAAGAGAGCGAAGAGUCCCGCAUCCUGCAGCCGCCGCAGUACUUCUGGGAAGAGGAGGAGGUGCUGAACGACUCUAGUCUGGACCUGGGACCCACUGCAGAUUACGGUUUUCCAGACCUGACUGAGAAGGCUGGUCCCAUAGAGGAUACCGGCCAGAGUCAAGAGGGGGCGAGCCUCCCGUCUCCCCUGCCCAAGAUGAGCCUGGUGGAGCCACCCUGGCAUGUGGUCCCCGGAGAGGAGGAAGAGGAGGAGCAGCUGCUGCCUGUGACCAGGUCCCAAGAAGAAUCCCAAAGUCAGGUCCACGGCUUUCCUCCCACCGGCAGCAGCCAGACCCCAGGGGCCCCCGAACACCGGCACGAAGAGUCUGGGGACCAGGCCUCCUCGGGUGUGGAGGUGGGGAGCAGCAUGGAGCCGAGCCUUUCCCCGCCCACAAUCACCCCAAGUCCAGUGACCCUGGGGGGUCAGGAUGUGGCCGACUGGGGGGCAGGGGGCACGGCGCUGCCAGCCGCAGGGCACGGGCUAGAGUUGGAGGCCCCUCGGGAGCCCAGUGAGGAGGCCACUGCGGGAACAGCUGGCUUGGCCGGCCGGCCGGGGGAGGGACCGUCCCCGGCCUCGUUCCCUCAGACAGAAGCUCCCAGCGGGGCUGAGGCCUCAGACGAAGACCCCACGCACCCUGGAGCCUCAGCCUCUUUCUCACUGGCCCCUGGAGACCUGGAGCUGACACCUUCCUCUGCUGCCGUGGGACGAGAAACCCUCAGCCAGCUGCCCCAGGAAGGGCAGACCGCCGACGCUCCGUCUAGAACACCCUGGGACUCCACGCAGGUGAUCUGCAAAGACUGGAGCAACCUAGCCGGAAAGAACUACAUCAUCCUGACCAUGGCGGAGAACGUGGACUGUGAGGUGUUCCGGCGGCACCGGGGGCUGCAGCUCCUGGCCCUGGUGGAGGGGGUGCUGCCCCGCCACGGCAGCGGCCGCCACGGGGACUGGCACAUCUCCCUGAGCAAGCCCAGCGAGAAGGAGCAGCGCCUGCUGAUGGCCUUGGUGGGCGAGCAGGGGGUGGUGCCCACUCAAGACGUCCUCUCCAUGCUGGGCGACAUCCGCAGGAGCCUGCUGGAGAUUGGCAUCCAGAACUACUCCACCACCAGCAGCUGCCAGGCCCGGGCCAGCCAGGUACGCAGCGACUACGGGACGCUCUUUGUGGUGCUGGUGGUCAUCGGCGCCAUCUGCGUCAUCAUCAUCGUGCUCGGCCUGCUCUAUAACUGCUGGCAGCGCCGGCUGCCCAAGCUGAAACACGUGUCGCACGGCGAGGAGCUGCGCUUCGUGGAGAACGGCUGCCACGACAACCCCACGCUGGACGUGGCCAGCGACAGCCAGUCGGAGAUGCAGGAGAAGCAGCCCAGCCUGAACGGCGGCGGCGCCGUCAACGGCCCGGGGGGCUGGAGCGCGCUCAUGGGGGGCAAGCGCGACCCCGAGGACUCGGACGUAUUCGAGGAGGACACGCACCUGUGAGGGGCUGUGCCCCGCCCGGCCCUCGUCGCGGGGUCCCUGCUUUCCCCCGACUCACGGCGCAACUCGGCCCCGUCCCCGUCCCCACCCGAGGCCCCGAGGGGCUGCCCCGGGACCCCAUUAAAGCCGCCCGGAGAGCACGCCGGGCCUCGCGCA